This is a messenger RNA of Canis lupus familiaris (dog), 1137 nucleotides long. RefSeq names its product Ras like without CAAX 2 (gene RIT2). Gene Ontology annotation, cellular component: plasma membrane. Bases 215 to 868 code for a protein of 217 amino acids. The transcript has 5 exons. Gene Ontology annotation, molecular function: GDP binding; calmodulin binding; GTPase activity. Gene Ontology annotation, biological process: positive regulation of neuron projection development; Ras protein signal transduction. The record is from RefSeq and is a predicted model, not a curated record. Lineage: Eukaryota; Metazoa; Chordata; Mammalia; Carnivora; Canidae.
GUGUAAAAGCCAGAUUGUUAUUGGAAGCAGUUGAAGUGGUUGCUAUGAGACUCGCUGGAGCAGAGGACCAGCCGCCAGCCCCACGCUGAUGGUUCUUACCUCGUCCUAGACCUUUCUUUUGACACAGUUUCAGAGUUGCUCACUCUCUGAGCGAGCACCUGACACGGGCGACUUUUUCCUUCCUGCGUUUUCCUCCUCCCGUCUCUCGGGUAAGAUGGAUCUGGAAAACGAAGCGAGCUGCUCCCCCAGCCGCGCAGCAGGCGGGUCCCGAGAGUACAAGGUGGUGAUGCUGGGAGCUGGGGGAGUUGGGAAGAGCGCAAUGACAAUGCAGUUUAUUAGCCAUCAGUUUCCUGAUUAUCACGACCCCACUAUUGAAGAUGCUUAUAAGACCCAGGUUAGGAUUGACAAUGAGCCAGCUUACUUGGACAUUUUGGACACUGCUGGUCAGGCAGAGUUCACAGCCAUGCGGGAGCAGUACAUGCGAGGUGGGGAGGGAUUCAUCAUCUGCUACUCUGUCACUGACCGCCAAUCAUUCCAGGAAGCUGCCAAGUUUAAAGAGCUCAUUUUUCAAGUCCGCCACACCUACGAAAUUCCCCUGGUGCUGGUGGGUAACAAAAUCGACCUAGAACAAUUCCGCCAGGUCUCUACAGAAGAAGGCUUGAGUCUGGCCCGGGAAUAUAACUGUGCUUUUUUUGAGACCUCUGCGGCCCUCAGAUUCUGCAUUGAUGAUGCCUUUCAUGGUCUCGUGAGAGAAAUCCGCAAGAAGGAGUCCAUGCCAUCCUUGAUGGAAAAGAAACUGAAGAGAAAAGACAGCCUGUGGAAAAAGUUAAAAGGCUCAUUGAAGAAGAAGAAAGAAAACAUGACAUGAUAUCCUUGCUUCUAACUCCCUUAUUCUUUCUCUGAAUUUUAUCAGUUGGACAAUUCCAGAUGUUGCAUUCUGCUUCAAUAUUUUCUGUCUCUCUCUCUCUUUCUCUUUAAAUAUCUGCCUAUAGGUAAAAGCAAGAUCUGCAUAACUGUACCUCUUGAGAUAGUUUUGUUUUGCCCUUAACAGUUGGAUGGAUUUUGUCAAUCAGCCGGAUAUGCUGUUUAAGUUUUUACAAUAUAUUACUAAAUAAAAUUGACAUUCCAAUUGCCUCA